AUGUUCAAACGAGUUCUUGUUGAUCAACGUCCUGAUAUUUCAUAUAAAAAUCAAAGUUACGAUGAUUUAAAAAAUUUAUUGAUUCAACAUGAUUGUAAUUCAAUUUUCUUAGACCUUACAGAUGAACAAUGUGUUUUUUAUAAUGUCCCAAUAAUUGUUCCAUAUGUAUUCAAUUUUCAAUCACUAAAACAUAGUAUUAAAACUUUUAAUGAAGUUAGUUUACACAAAUAUUCUAUGUUUGAAAUAGAAACAUUUAUUAAAGAAAAGGAUAUUAUUGAUACGGGUGAACAUGAAACUGUUCAAACACCACUACGACCAAAAACUAAAAAGAAAAGAAAAAAUAAACAACAACAGCAAGAAGCAAAAUCAACAACUUCAGAAACCGAUGAACAAAGUAAUGCAACACCGGAGCAAAAAAUUAAUUUUAAGGAAACAAUCAUAACAUGCCAUGAUAUAAAUAAACGUUUCGACAAUAUAGAACAAGAGUUUAAUUUAAAUAGCGUACAAUCAGCUACAAGACCUGAUGAUACUAAUUAUUAUGACGAUGAAGAUAAUAAUGAUGAUAACUCAACAAAAAUUGAAAAUGAUUCUGUACCAUGGAAUUUAGAUCCAUUUCAGAAAUAUCUGCUUGAACAAUUAAAAGAAAUAAGAAAAGAAUUAGUGGGAGUGAAAAAAGAUUUAGUGGUAGUGAAAAAAACAUUGAAAAACAGUGAUUUUAAAUGUGAUUUAAUGUAUGUUAGGUAG
Molecule: messenger RNA, 744 nt
Organism: Didymodactylos carnosus
Lineage: Eukaryota; Metazoa; Rotifera; Eurotatoria; Philodinida; Philodinidae
Source: the annotation of a GenBank genome assembly